GAAGUUGUAGUGCUCAGUGUUUUGACGGUUUUAGCAUAAUAAAAACAUCCGCGGAGUAUCCAAAAUAAUUAAAUUUGAAUACUUCAGGUUUUGUUGAAGGUAAAGAAUUCAAUAUGACUGGGUCUGCAACAGAGUCAGUACCUGCUGAGAAAUCCUCAAACAAUCCAUUGGAACAAUUUGUUCUGCUGGCAAAAACAGCAAAAGGUGCAGCAGCCCUAGAACUGAUAAAACAAGCAAUGGAAACUCCAGGAGUUAACGUGUUUGGAGAACUCCUCGAUAUGCCCAACAUAAAGGAGCUGGAAGUCGGUCCCCAUGUGGAGUAUUGGAAUACUUUAAACAUCUUUGCUUAUGGCACCUAUAAGGAUUACCUCGAUAACAAGGAUAAACUGUUAGAGCUCACUCCAGCACAGAAGAAGAAGCUGCAGCAUUUAACCAUUGUCACAUUGGCUGAAAAAUCCAAAUGCAUUCCUUACUCGGUUCUGCUGGAGGAACUGGAUAUCAAGAAUGUGAGGGAUCUCGAGGACUUGAUCAUCGAGGCUGUCUAUGCUGACAUCAUUCAUGGCAAAUUGGAUCAGAAGAAUUCUCAGCUGGAGGUUGAUUAUGCAGGAUUAGGAAGAGAUGUUAGGCCAGGGGAGACUGGGGCUGUCGUUCACACUUUGGCGGCCUGGGGAGAAACUUGUGAUGCUGUUCUCGCUUGCAUUAAAAAACAAGUCAUUGAAGCUAAUACUGAAAAGCAUAAUGCCACGCAGCACAAGGAAAAAGUCCAGCAGAGUAUUUUUUCGAUGAGGAAGUCGAUUUUAUCACAAGUACAAGAGGCUGACAUUGCUGGUGGCAGCUCAGCUGGGGGCAGUGAGUCAAGCAGAGAGGCCGUUUCCAUUCCUCCAGAUUCGAAGAAAAAACAGCAAAAAGGAAAAGGGCUGAGGGGUAGUGGAACUGCGAAUGCUCAAAAUGGUAGCAUGAAGUGAUAACCACCGAUAAUUGGAUACAUCGAAUACAAUGAAUCCUGAAAAAUCGAAAAAAUGGGGCGGAACGAGUAAACGUUGUACAUGGAAUUUAUCAAAUAAUGAAUAAAAUUUAUUAUAAUUUUUUUAUUUA
Molecule: messenger RNA, 1095 nt
Organism: Fopius arisanus
Lineage: Eukaryota; Metazoa; Arthropoda; Insecta; Hymenoptera; Braconidae
Gene: CSN7
Product: COP9 signalosome subunit 7
Exons: 4
Coding region: 114-965 (283 amino acids)
Biological process (GO): COP9 signalosome assembly
Cellular component (GO): COP9 signalosome
Source: RefSeq, a predicted model, not a curated record